CUUGUCCGGGUGGAGUGGAGGGUAGUAUCCGAAAUUACGCGGGAGUCCAUGGUUAUUUUCUGAACAAGAAUCCGUGCCCACGAAGGAUCCGAGUCACGACCCGAAAUUGCUUCGAUACUUCUUCCCCUGUUUUUCAGAAAUUAUCAGAAAAUCUUGGGUGAAAUUGCAAUGGAUGAUGAGCGCUACCUUGUUCUAUCUACUUCUUCAAAUCACACCAUGGAUCUUCAUAUUGAUAUAGAAGAUGAGAGUGAUGAGGAAGACGAUGAUUUGAAGACUGAUUACGUUUGCCCAUUUUGUUUGGAUGAUUUCGACCUUGUUGGAUUCUGCUGCCACAUCGAUGAUGGUCAUCCCAUUGAGGCCAAGUCUGGGAUCUGUCCCAUUUGUGCAAAAAAGGUGGGGAUCAAUAUGGCUGUGCACAUUAUCACGCAACAUGGAAGCAUCUUAAAAGCUUUGUACAAAAAGAAACUGCGCAACAGUGUAUCUCGUUCAACCCUAUCUUUAUUAAGGAAGAAUUCACAGGAUGAAUAUCUGGAUUCUUUUGUUCAGGAGUCUUCUUGUGUGGUUUCUUCCUCUGAUAUGGAUGCCGAUCCAUUGCUGUCAUCAUUCAUCUAUAAUCCGCCAGCUGCUGAAGAGUCUGAAAUUCUACAGCCUAGUUUUACAACUGAAGCGAACCUAGCAAAAAAAAGCUCAGAUGAGAAUAUGUUAGAAAGAAACAUUGAUCCGUCUCCUUUAUCUAACAAGGACCAGGAAGAGAAGGCCCAGAGGUGUGAGUUUGUACAAGGGCUACUGUAUUCUACCAUCUUCAAAGACGACUUGUGAAUGAAAUAAUAGUGCAACCACAGGUCUCGACUUUAACUGUUAACCGGGAAUCCAUAGUAGCCUGCUCGAAACACUGAUAAAUUUAAUUGGGGGAGAAUGAAUGAGGCUAGAUGUAGAAACUGAAUUGAAUGAAAAUGCUACAAAGUCAGUGUAAUUAGUUAGGCCAUAUAUGAAGUGUUGUCAGAGCUGUUGUGUAUGAUGGAAAGAUGUGACCAAGCUGAGCUAACAUAGACAUUUUCACAUUUUGUUUUCUAUAGGAUUUUCUUCUAGGACAGGCUGAAUGCUCUAGAGCUCUACUUGUUUCAGCUAUAAUGUCACAUCUCUCCUUGUUUGGAAAAUUUAAUAAAUAUAUAUAUUAAUAUUGUAACUCCAUAUAUAUAUAUAUAUAUCUGACUCUGGCCUUUAUUUA
Camellia sinensis is the source of this 1228-nucleotide messenger RNA. The record is from RefSeq and is a predicted model, not a curated record. NCBI's taxonomy places the organism in Eukaryota, Viridiplantae, Streptophyta, Magnoliopsida, Ericales, Theaceae.